This is a messenger RNA of Vigna umbellata (rice bean), 2616 nucleotides long. The record is from RefSeq and is a predicted model, not a curated record. Lineage: Eukaryota; Viridiplantae; Streptophyta; Magnoliopsida; Fabales; Fabaceae.
AUACUAUGUGCCAUCACCACCACCACCAACUACCUUUCCAUCUUGCUGUAACUCACCACCACAUCGCUCCACUCCUUCCUCAAUGCACCAUUCUCAAAGAUGCAUACAACUUUCCACUCACCUCUAAAACUCGUAUAAAUCAUUCCAAACACUAAACUACAAAAACAGAAACUUCUUCUACGUACAAUUAUUUCCACAGUAAACCCCUUUUCCCUCUACACACCAAAAACCCAACCAAAUAAAUUCCUCCUCGCUCUGCACACAACACAACACACACACGCAUCCGUAUCACACCAACAACUAAAACAUCAAUAACACAGCACCAUGUUCACAGUUCUGCUUCUGCUCUCGUUCCUUCUAAGCACCUCCUCUUCUCACAACCUAUCAUACCCUCAUUUCCAACAACUCGACGUAAAACAAACCCUCGCACAGACCAAACUCAUUCCAACCCCAACCCCAAAACAACCGUCCAACUACCACCAAACACCCAACACUGUCAUUGAUUCAUCAUCAACAAAAGGGAAACUAAAACUAGUCCACAGAGACAAAGUUCCCACCUUUAACACUUCCCACGACCACCAGACCCGGUUCAACGCCCGAAUAAAGCGAGACUCCAGAAGGGUCGUCGCCCUCCUCCGCCGCCUGGCCUCCGGAAAACCCACCUUGGACUCGGAGGCAUUCGGGUCGGAUGUGGUCUCGGGUAUGGAACAGGGAAGCGGGGAGUACUUUGUCAGAAUCGGAGUUGGAAGCCCGCCUCGGAACCAAUACGUGGUCAUAGACUCAGGCAGCGACAUUAUAUGGGUCCAAUGCGAACCCUGCACCCAAUGCUACCACCAAUCCGACCCGGUUUUCAACCCAGCCGAUUCCUCCUCCUACGCCGGCGUCUCCUGCGAGUCCACCGUGUGCAGCCACGUGGACAACGCCGGCUGCCACGAGGGACGCUGCCGGUACGAAGUCUCCUACGGAGACGGGUCCUACACUAAAGGAACACUCGCGCUUGAAACAAUCACCUUCGGACGAACCUUGAUCCGAAACGUUGCAAUCGGGUGCGGGCACCGCAACCAGGGAAUGUUCGUUGGCGCCGCUGGGCUUCUGGGCCUCGGAGGUGGGCCCAUGUCCUUCGUGGGCCAGCUCGGUGGGCAAACUGGCGAGGCCUUUAGUUAUUGUUUAGUUAGCAGGGGAACCCAAUCCCCCGGAUUACUCGAAUUCGGACGCGAAGCAAUGCCCGUGGGAGCAGCGUGGGUUCCCCUGAUCCACAACCCGCGGGCCCCAAGUUUUUACUAUGUUGGGCUUUUGGGUCUGGGAGUUGGGGGGCUACGGAUACCCAUACCCGAAGAUGUUUUCAAAUUAUCCGAAAUGGGUGAUGGCGGAGUCGUUAUGGACACCGGCACCGCUGUGACGCGGCUGCCAACGGCGGCUUACGAGGCUUUCCGCGAUGGGUUUAUAGCCCAAACCACCAACCUGCCACGGGCUUCCGGAGCGUCGAUUUUUGACACGUGUUAUGACCUGUUUGGGUUUGUAUCGGUUCGGGUUCCGACCGUUUCGUUUUACUUUUCGGGUGGGCCUAUUUUGACCCUGCCAGCUAGGAACUUUCUGAUCCCAGUGGAUGAUGUGGGAACCUUUUGUUUUGCCUUUGCUCCUUCUUCUUCUGCCCUUUCCAUCAUUGGCAACAUUCAGCAAGAGGGCAUUCAGAUUUCUGUUGAUGGAGCUAAUGGGUUUGUCGGAUUCGGACCCAAUGUCUGUUAAGUGAUAAUACCCAUGUAUAUCAACAACCAUAUGAAUUUUGCUAGUUUUAGUGCAUGUGCUCAUUAAUUAUAAUAGAUAAUAAUAAUAUUAUUAUUAUUAUUAAGGUGCUUGGGUUUUGAUUUUGAGAUGCUAAAAGUAAGUGGAAAAUUGUGAUGAAUGGGUGGUCAAAGAUUGGUAGAGUAACUGAGAGAGCAGUCAAAAGAAUGAUAGAAAAGUUGAUAUGGGUAAUGUUUAUGGUGUGGAGUGUGAUAUUGAGGAGGAUCCAAGAGAACACUUUUAAUGAAUUUGAAGGUGGGAAAUGAUUUAGCUUCACUACUACUGAUGGGUGGACAUUGCUCUGACAUCUUUUUCUUUUUUUCUUUUUUCUUUCUUUCUUUCACAUAUAGAGAUUCCCCAGUGUGAAAGCUGGUAGUGCAAUUGAAUGAUGAGGGAAGAAGGGGAGCCACCACCAUUAUGGGCAUGUGAAAACCAUCAAUAGGGACUCUCUGCUCUGCCUUUUGUUGGGACCUCUGUUUCGAGUGCAUUUCACCACUCACUUUUGCAAAGCCAAGCCAUUUCUGCUUUGCUUUUUCUCUUUUCAAGGAUCUAAGAUUAACAUAAAUCACCCUUCUCCAUUUCUUUUUAUUCCCUAAUGUGGUUCAUUAUUAGCACCAAAUUCAGCCUUACAUGUUCCAUUCACGUCAAUGCAUCAAUGUGUUUGAUAAUUUUAGCAGUGAAAAUGAUAUUUUUCGUGUCCAGUCCUUUGGCUUUGUAAGCACUUUAUAGGCCCACCAUAAAGUGGGAACCUGUUGGUGAAAAAUGGUGAAAGGAAAGGAAUCAAUUAAUGUACCCUUUGAUUAGAAAAUAAGAUCAUGUAGGAUAUACUUUGCA